Westerdykella ornata is the source of this 2955-nucleotide messenger RNA. RefSeq lists its product as uncharacterized. The record is from RefSeq and is a predicted model, not a curated record. Gene Ontology annotation, molecular function: ubiquitin-protein transferase activity; zinc ion binding; protein binding. The transcript has 4 exons. Gene Ontology annotation, cellular component: nucleus. Bases 63 to 2882 code for a protein of 939 amino acids. Gene Ontology annotation, biological process: ubiquitin-dependent protein catabolic process; protein ubiquitination; mitotic cell cycle checkpoint signaling. NCBI's taxonomy places the organism in Eukaryota, Fungi, Ascomycota, Dothideomycetes, Pleosporales, Sporormiaceae.
CACCUCGACCCGCACAACUGCGCCGCCAGACUAGGUUGGUUCCGAUCUAAAACGACACCGUCAUGGCCGAUGGCGAGAAAUCGGGCCUUGCGGACUUGGAGAAGGAGUUAACCUGCUCGAUCUGUACCGAGCUCCUCUACCAACCACUCACCCUCCUCGACUGCCUGCACACCUUCUGCGGCGCCUGUCUAAAAGAAUGGUUCGCUUUCCAAGCCUCGACCGCGACCUCCCUGCACCCCUACACCUGUCCGUCCUGCCGCGCUACGGUCCAGAAAACGCAGCGGAAUGCGAGCGUUACGACGCUGUUGGAGGUGUUUUUGAAGGCGAAUCCGGGGAAAGGGAAGAGUGAGGAGGACAAGAAGGCGGAUAGGGAGAAAUACAAACCUGGGGAUAACGUGCUACCUAAGUUACGGAGGAGGGAUGGGGAGAGGGAGGAGGAAUUGGAGGACGAGGAGAGGAGGAUGUUGGAGAGGGUGCAGGAGUUGAGUUUGAGGGAAAGGAGGAGGAGGGAAAGGAGUCGUGAUGGGAGUAGUAGUAGGCGAAGAGAAAGAGAUGGAAGAGCCAGUGAUGACCGAAGAUCCAGGAGUGCGCAUCGAGAGGCGAGAGAGGUGGUACCGUCGAGGCACGUUGAGCACCAGUCCAGUUUGAGGUCGCUGCUGAGUGCGUCCGAGUUGGAUAGUCAGGAGAUUGAGGAAGAGAUCAUGAGGCAGAUUAUGGAAGAGGGUCUACUAGAUGGGAUUGAUUUGGAUAAUAUCGAUGUGGCGCAAGAGGAUGAGAUAUCAGAGCGGAUCGCGCAAGCGUAUCGAUCGAGACAGGCGCAGAGGCAGAGGGAGCGGAGGGAGAGGAGGGAGAGACUGGCAAGAGAAGGGAGGAUUGAUGUGGCUGCUUCGCGCACCGCUACACCUCAAGAUGAAGGGACACCCUCUUUGAGGGAGGAUGAACGCCCUCGAAGGAGGACUCAGGGACGGUCUGAAAGCGGUGCUUCGACUCCUGCGGGACAGACUUCCUCUCGACCGCCCGUUUCUCGACCUGCACUUAUUGAUGCUGCGAACAACAACAAUGUUCGCGGACAUCACCGAAGAUCCUCCAGUCAAGGAAGCCAUCGAUCGUCUAGGCGAGCAGAACGGCCUGCAGCAUUGGCCCUCGGUUCCACCAGACAAGCAGGUAGCUCUACUAGCGAUCUGGAAGAGCGACCAUCGACGUCAAGUAGUCGACCUUCACGACGGCGUCAGUCGGACAAUCAGCAGCGGAGUACGCUCGAUGAGCGACAGCAGUUUCAAAGCAGAGCCAGGGGUCAUACUUCGUCCAAUCCUAAUUCGCCGAGGAGAAUGGUCUUCAAUAUGCCACAAGGGAGCCAGUCGAGUUCUGCACUGACUACGUCUCCUCCAGUUGGUUCUCCAGCGGCAUCCAAUGCGUAUGUCAGUACACAUGCUGCGCCAACAGCACGUCGCACAACGGAUCCGACGAGUGUGAGAGGUUCGAGACAACCAAGUACACCCCCGAUACCUUUACCUGCCACAUUUUCCCCAUCCGCCACGGAUGUGACACCAGGAGAAGCUGAGCCGAAGAAUUCAUCCUCCGAUACACCUGCCAUAGCCGCUCCGCCCCCUCGAUUUCCGGAGCCUGUUAUCUCAUGUAAUCGCUGUGGUAAAGAGCACAUCGAACAUCAGCUUCAUUAUAAUUGCUCCCGCUGUGACAAAGGGGCAUACAACCUUUGUCUAAGCUGCUACCGCGCAGGCAAAGGCUGCAAACACUGGUACGGCUUCGGAUGGGCUGCAUGGCCACGCUACGAACGACAAGCACCGCCGGGCGGGUACCCUCCUGGCCAUGAGCACCCACACAUCCUCGUCGGCCGCCGCUAUCUCCGACCUAUAUCACCCCUGAGCGAAUCUACCCCCUCCCCACACGUGCUCAUGUCGCAAGAAGACCCCAAUAACCGCCUCGAAGAAGGCGUCUUCUGCGAAGCCUGCAGUGCCUUCGCCAACGGCUGCUACUGGAAAUGCGACAUCUGCAACGAAGGCGCCUGGGGCUUCUGCAACUCGUGCGUCAACCAAGGCCGGCACUGUACCCAUCCUCUCCUCCCCAUGGCUCACCAACCGCAACCGCCUCUCCACAGGCUUCCUUCAGACUCGACGGCUCCGACAACAACUCCUCCCACCACCGCACCUCCGCGCUCCCCCGGCCUCGCACCCCCCUCCCAAGGGACAUCUAGCUCAACAGCAACGACUCCACCUCCCUCCCCAACGCCAGCCUCCGCAUCCCUAGUCCUGGGUCCAGGCCUCAUCAGUCUCGCCCGCUCAACCUUCAAACCUCUAACAUUCACCACCCUUUGCAACAAAUGCAACUACCCGAUCCCACCCAGCCACACCCGAUACCACUGUCUCAGAUGCAAUAAUGGGGACUACGACAUCUGCGCCCCUUGCUACCACAAACUCGUCGUCUCUGGCCGAACCACCAAGGAAGACGGUAUGGCCGGGUGGAGGCGCUGUCCCAGGGGCCAUAGAAUGGUAGUUGUCGGAUUCGAGGAUCGCGAUGGUGGACAGAGGCGUGUGGUUGUCAGGGAACUGGUUGGGGGAUGGGCAUUGAGGGAUGAGGCCGAGAGCGAUGGGAGUAUCCACCGCUACCGCACGCCGCAUGCUUCAUCAUCGUCUUCUUCCCCAUCGACGACUCUGCGCUUCCCGCCCGAUGGUGGGAUCGGCCUGCGCGUGCUGGCGUUGUGGUCGUACUUCCCUGCCGAGGGAGUCGAUGAUGAGUUGGGGUUUCCGCGGCAUGCGGAGAUUAGGGAGGUCGAGGAUAUUAAUGGGGAUUGGUACUGGGGGGUGUAUGCGGGUGCUAAGGGACUGUUUCCGGGGAAUUAUGGGAGGAUUGUUGGGGGGAGUUAGAUGUGGAGGGAAGGGCAAGGGGUAGGGGUAGGUCAGGGGAUGAUGGUGGACUUACGAUGCCAUGAGCCAUGGG